This is a messenger RNA of Rubroshorea leprosula, 1445 nucleotides long. NCBI's taxonomy places the organism in Eukaryota, Viridiplantae, Streptophyta, Magnoliopsida, Malvales, Dipterocarpaceae. The record is from the annotation of a GenBank genome assembly.
ACCUCCUUACUUGAGUUGCAACAUCCUUCGUUGAAUUUCAACUUGAAUUCAUCAUGUCUCCUUGCGUGAACCUUUUUCACAAACUUCAAUUUCUACUUCUAUUUCACUCAUAGUAAACUAAUUAUAUUACAAUGAAUGGAAUACUUGCAUUACAUGCGAGGGAAGAGGCAUCAGCUUCAGUAAUAACCAAUGUAUUAUUCCAUUGGCAGGAUUACAGAAUGAAUCGGUUCUAUUGGUAUACAUGUCGACAUGUGCUAGCGUUUGCAAACUCCCACUAGUGGGCGUUAGUAAUCAGUAAUCAUGACUAUAUUAGAGACAAAACCAUGCAGGAUGUAAUAUCCCAAAUUUUCUGAAAUUCUAGCAUUUAAGUUGAGGACCUUUGUGCGAGGAAAUAUUAUUUUGGGGCUUAAUAGUGAAUAUUUCGAAACUUGAGGGAUUUAAAAGAGUAAAAAUUAGGAUAAAAAGGGGUAAGGCUGCUAAUUUUUCCUCAGCCACAUGGGUCAUCUUCUUCCCCGUUGUAGCCACACGAAAGAAGAAAAAAAAAAGGAACCAAGCUACCGGCAACAACCUUUGAGAAAACCGGUAGGAAGCUUGGAUAUUUCUCCUUCUUUUCUUGUUCUAGGACUGAAAUUAAACCCAGAAAUUCCCCCCCCCCCUCUGCAGAAAUCCGGAUCUGCUCUGCUCUGCUCUGCUCUGUCCGUUCGGUGGCUGCUCUUUAUUGUUGGGUGUGAUUUUUUUGGUUCUGACCCCUGAAUUUCUCCUUCAUUCCCGUCGGCUUCCCCUAGCUUGCAGCUACGGUUUUUGCUGCUGAAUUCUGGUAUGUGACAGCCAUUUUAAGCCUUAAAUUAUCCAUUAGCUGCUGAGCUUGUCCAUGAAUUACUGCCCCAUGUGCUGUCCGAAUUUUGUUGAAUUAGGCGGAUGAAUUUCGAUAGCUUUAAGUGGGGUUUUUGUUUAAUUUAAGUGGAAAUGAACUUGAGUAGUUGCUGUAAAUUUUUGGAAAAAAUAGAGUAAUCCCGUGAGUUGUUGAUUGCCAAAGCCGGUUCCUCCGUUGCGUUUUUAGCUAUAUAUAUAUAUAUAUGUGUAUUUGUGUAUAUAUAUAUCAUGGUUUUAAAACCCGGCCCGGCCCGGUCGGUUGAACCGGUUGAACCGGACCCGGGCUUAAAAACGGGCCGGUUUCAUGCAUUGGCCCGUUUUGCAAGUUGGCCCGCUUUAGCCCGCCAGACUCGCCAGACCCGCUCCAAACUCCCAACCCGUCCCACCCGCCGGGCCAUCCCUCUGCCUCAUCCCUGCUCCAUCUCCCGUGAGUUCAUCGGCAUCUCACCACAACAGUCACCACCUCAUCACCUCCGACAAAGUGGCCUGAUCUCCCUGCUCCACUUCCGUCAAGAUCUCACCAGCAGUCACAGCCUCAUCUAGACAUGGAGAAAUAAAGAAAACUCUCUGCA